Molecule: messenger RNA, 3142 nt
Organism: Malurus melanocephalus (red-backed fairy wren)
Lineage: Eukaryota; Metazoa; Chordata; Aves; Passeriformes; Maluridae
Product: probable glutamate receptor
Exons: 11
Coding region: 140-1741 (533 amino acids)
Biological process (GO): monoatomic ion transport; synaptic transmission, glutamatergic; modulation of chemical synaptic transmission
Cellular component (GO): dendritic spine; AMPA glutamate receptor complex; postsynaptic membrane
Molecular function (GO): AMPA glutamate receptor activity; transmitter-gated monoatomic ion channel activity involved in regulation of postsynaptic membrane potential
Source: RefSeq, a predicted model, not a curated record
CUGAGCUGCUCCCAAACUUUGGUGGAAUCUCCUCCUUCCCCAAACCCCAAGUGCCCCCCUGGUCCGAGCUGGCACGUUCAGAGGCCCCUCCUCUUCCUCCUCCUCCUCCUCCUCUCCCGGGUAUUUAAUCCAGCCCUGGAUGCCCGAAUCUGUGGGAAUCCCAUUCCUUUUGUUCCCGAGCAUCCCCAGCUGCUCCUGCACAGCCCCACGGACGGACAGACAGGCCAAAGGAGACUCUCAAGAAGGUCCCUUCAGAACAGCAGGAAUUUCUGCCCCAAUGGAUAAAGGUCUUCAYUUCACCAUCUGUGUGAUCACAACCGUGCUGCUCCUGAGGGAAUCAAGCCAGGCAGGAGCUGGCAGGAAUGAUGACUCUGUCAAUAAGGGUGCUGACUCCAGGGGAGUGGGCGAGGGGCUCCCCACCCUGACUGUCACAACGAUCCUGGAGGAUCCGUAYGUGAUGGUGCGGGGAGCGGAGCUGGAGGGAUACUGCAUGGACCUGCUGGCAGCCCUGGCGGCGAUGCUGCGCUUCCAGUACCGCGUCAAAGUGGUGGCAGACGGCAAAUACGGGGCUGUGGCRGCCGGGGGCAACUGGACAGGCAUGGUUGGCGAGGUUCUGAGAAGGGAAGCUGACAUUGCCCUGGCCCCGCUGACCGUCACCUCAGCCCGGGAGGAGGUUGUGUCCUUCACCACGCCCUUCCUGCAGACCGGCAUCGGGAUCCUGCUCCGCAAGGACUCGGCCUCCCAGGACAUGUCCUUCUUCCACUUCCUGGCUCCUUUCAGCAAGGAAACCUGGACUGCUCUUUUAUUUGCUUACCUGCUCACCAGCUUCUGCCUCUUCCUCGUUGCCAGACUGAGCCCCUGUGAAUGGAGUGAGCCCAAGAACGAGGARAAUCACUUCACUUUGCUCAACAGCCUCUGGUUUGGGGCGGGAGCGCUCGCCCUGCAAGGUACCACCCCCCGGCCCCAGGCGCUCUCGGUGCGGGUCAUCGCCGUGGUCUGGUGGCUCUUCACGCUGGCCCUGCUGGCCGCCUACAUCGCCAACUUCACGGCCCUGCUGGGCGCCGGCAGUGAGCAGCUCCCCAUCCAGACCUUCGAGGACCUGGUCAAGCAGAGGAACCUGGAGUUUGGGACSCUGGAGGGCUCCUCGACUUUCUACUACUUCAAGAACUCCAAGAACCCGGUGCACCAGCUGAUCUAUGAGUACAUGGAGAAGAGGAGGGAGCACGUUCUGGUCAAGACCUACCAGGAGGCCGUGCAGCGYGUGAUGGACUCCAACUACGCCUUCAUCGGCGAGUCCAUCUCGCAGGACCUGGCGGCCGCSCGCCACUGCAACCUCAUCAGGGCCCCCGAGCUCAUCGGGGCCAGGGGCUUUGGCAUUGCCACCAGCCAGGCCUCCCCCUGGACCAAGCCUCUGUCCAUCGCCAUCCUCAAGCUGCGCGAGUCGGGCGACCUGGACUACCUGCGCAACAAAUGGUGGGAGAGCAGCUGCCUGCGCCACAGCCGCGAGCACUGGGGGCCGCUGGAGCUGCCGGCGCUGGGAGGGCUCUUCCUCACCCUGGGCAUCGGCCUCGCCCUCGGCAUCCUCGCCGCGCUGGCCGAGCUCUUCAGCAGGAGCCGCCGCACGGCCUCGCAUGCCAAGAAAUCUUGUUGCUCUGUUUUCACAGAAGAAAUCUGCACUCGUCUACGCAUAAAAGAACCCGCCAGACAGAGCCAGGAGACCUCAGGGAAGGCAAAUGCUUAAGGAUUUUUUGCUUCAGGAAUGGGCCUGGGUUAGGGUUGUGCCACGUCAUAGGAGCUGUAUCAGUGUAGGAAGAUGUUUUUCUGCUAGUCUAGAGUGUUAGUUUGCUAAUURCACACAGAGCACUUCUGCAGUGGUGGUGGAGCUGCAGACAGAAGGAAAUUAAGUGCCUUGAAGAAUUUACAUUGAUAAGGGGUAGAGUGGAACUGACAAAUUGCUAAAGURGAGCUGAGCUGGCCAGGAUGGUGGAUCCAUGUUUAUCUUAGAYGUUCACCCUGUAAGUCCAUGAAGGCCUGGAGGAGGAAGUGACUGGGGACAGGUUAAUGUGAAGCCUCUGCUACUAAUUCCUGUGUGAGGAACUGUCGUGGAACAUUAAAGCUCUUGUCUGUCUCUUGUAAUCAGGAGCAACAGCUUAAGCACUCAGCUAGAAAUAGCCUGAUCCUGCCCUGUGUGAGCAGGAGGUGCUGGUUCCUGGGAAGGCAAUUCCUGAAUCAGAACUGACAGUGCUGUUGUAUAACCCCAAACAGGCCCUCCCUGCACCCCAAACCUGAGCAGGGGAGCCCCUGCCCCCAAGAAACCACUGGAAUUACACAGUGCCAGGCAGGGCUUGUCCUUCGUCCCUUCCCGUCACAGGACAAGGGUCAGUGUUUGGUGACAGAGGAUGUUUUGUUCUCGUUGCCCAAACACUGAGGAUUCUCAGUGGGAAUCCAUCAGUGGCAGAGCAGGGAGGGAGGGUGGGGAUGAGUCAAACACAGCCCCAGUGCCCCUGCAAGGGGAGAUGUGAGGGCGUUUUGCAUCAUUCCCCUGCUCUCAAAGAAUGCUGCAAGUUCAGGGGAGCAGUUUUCUCAGCUGCAUGUUAAACACUUUCCUCAUUAAGCUGUUUUUCCUUUCAGAGCUGGGAUGACUGAGGCAUGUAAGUGUCAGGGCAAAUUGGUGGUUAAACCACUCCAUUUCUGCACUGCACAGCUGAAGGAGGGAAAAAGCAAAUUGGGUUCCUUGGGAAUGGCUGUAAUUGCACUGCAGGAACAAAGACACCAAUCCUUGUCAGUCCCAGCAGGGAUAACUGAAGGCAACACAAACCAGGGGGUGCARCUGGGUGAUCCUGAAUCCUGCACAUUCCCUGAGAGGGGAACUGAGUGAGACUCAGCUGCUGUGAAGGAAUUUGGUGUAGCUGCAGGAUUCCCUCCCACCUACCUGCUGAUGGGAAUAAAAACAGAGUUAGGAAUUCCAGGUGUUGGGAAACCAGGGUUGGUCCUUAUCUCAGACUGCAACAGCUCUGGCUCAGACACAGCCUGAGCAAUGUCUGURGGGUGAGAAGGUGGAUCAGCCCUUCCAUCAACUGAGCUGCACAGAGCAGGAGAGAUUUAGGUAAGUGUAAAAGCUGAAAAUGCAACGUCAGGUUCA